This is a messenger RNA of Parastagonospora nodorum SN15, 546 nucleotides long. RefSeq lists its product as hypothetical. The transcript has 2 exons. Bases 1 to 546 code for a protein of 181 amino acids. The record is from RefSeq and is a predicted model, not a curated record. Gene Ontology annotation, molecular function: acyltransferase activity, transferring groups other than amino-acyl groups. NCBI's taxonomy places the organism in Eukaryota, Fungi, Ascomycota, Dothideomycetes, Pleosporales, Phaeosphaeriaceae.
AUGUCUGUUGCACACAAGGCAAACGUACAGAGGGAACGCUGGCUCCCAAUAACGACCCAUCGACUUGUCAUUCGAGAAUUCGAUAUCGACGAUACACAAGGCUACUACACCCUCGAAAGCAACGACGACAACGCUCGAUACCAAGACUGGCCGCCUCGCACCAUGGACCAAUCUCGCGAACUAGUCCUGGCGAACAUCGAAAGCUCUACCGCAAAUCCGAGAACAAUCUGGGAACUUGUCGUAGAGAAAGAUGGAAGCAUGAUAGGGCGCGUGGGAGCAGCGCAGUCGCAACCCGAACGUGGUGUACAUUUUAAUCUCUGGUUCUCCUUUCUGCCGUCUGUUCAAGGCAAGGGGUACGCAACGGAAGCUAUGAAGGUUUUCAUUGAGGAGUUGGUGAGACAGAAGGGUGGCGAGGUUGUGGUUUUGGAGAUUGAGUGCGAUCCGAGGAAUGUUGGGAGUUGGAAGCUGGCGGAAAGACUUGGGUUUGAGAAGCAUAGUUUGACGGAGAAGGCAUAUGAGAGCUUUACUGUCGGAAAUUCGACAUGA